Molecule: messenger RNA, 1095 nt
Organism: Effrenium voratum
Lineage: Eukaryota; Dinophyceae; Suessiales; Symbiodiniaceae
Source: the annotation of a GenBank genome assembly
AUGGCCUCGUUGCUUGAAUCGGAAGCGGCCUUGAGAGCGCGGGCUGCAGAACAUGGACUGACAAGUGACGAAAUCAACGGGCUCAUCAGUCAGGGACUGACCACGUUGUCCCGUGUGGCUUUUGCAGUCACAACCCCUGGUGUGAACCCGGAUGACGGGGCGCUAAGACGCCUCCUGAAUGCAGCAGAGCCUGACCGAGUGAACCUUGGCAGCUUAGCGUGUGUGCGCCGCUUAGUGUUCGAAGCACAGACCAUGGCCAUCCACCAAGUGCGAAGCAACUUGGAGAACACUGAAGGAUCCCAAAAGCCAGAGCUUGUUCCUGCUGAACGUGCUUCUCGCAUAAGGGAGCAAGCUAGGCGGCUGAACGGUUACAAUGAUUGUGUGAUGUAUCCCGCGCCCAACAAAUUCACCACGAGGUCCAGUGAGGUAGCCAGAGACAAGCCGCCCAAGGAUUUGGUGGUCGACGCGAAGAUGAACCUCAAAGUGACUUCGGGCCAGAGAGAUGACAGAUCGGGGCCGAAGUUGGAACAUCCAUGGAGCCUGGACGCCCGUGGCGAGAUCACAUGUGACCCGCCAAAGCAGGCGAAUGUGGGUGCCUUCCCAGCAAAUUUGGCAAAGGAUCGUGCGGAGACAAUGCGCAGGAGACUGGCAGACUCGGCGCGCAAGGCCGUGUGGUAUUCGAGCAAGAAAGGGGGGGACGAAGACACGGUCCGUGCAGUGUAUGACGCAAGCCGGGAGGAGCUAAGGGCCUGCCUCACCAGGAGAUUCGGAGUGUCCCAAAACUCGGUGGGCGAGGAUGGUCGGCCUGUCAAGAAGGCUCUCAGCGUUCUGAUAGACCUUGGAGAGUGCCAUCUGUGCUCCCUGGCCUUGGAGAAUACGCCUCAGCGCAAGCAAGCCUUGAUGAGCUCCAUCACGGAUCUCCUUGACAAGGGGAAGGUUUUGGUGCGGUUGAAUUUGGACGGGUUUUGGUUCUUUUGUGCCUGUGAUGCUGCGGGAUUGCAGGCGAACCCCAUGAUGCUGAUGUUGCACCUUGGCUCAAGUAGUCAGAUAAGGAAGGCUUUGGCCUACACGUGCAGGAACACCCAAGGGGUGUAG